This is a messenger RNA of Porites lobata, 447 nucleotides long. Lineage: Eukaryota; Metazoa; Cnidaria; Anthozoa; Scleractinia; Poritidae. The record is from the annotation of a GenBank genome assembly.
AUGGCAUUUUGGAACUUUAUUAAACCUUGCUCUGGGUCUCUGAUGUCGUGGAACACAGCACGCGAAAAAUUAAAAGAAAGCUCCGCAAACAAUGCUAAUCUAUUUCCUUUUUUGCAAAGACAGGAGAAACAAAGAAAUAGAAAGAAAGAAAUAGAGCCCAUCGAUCAGCUGUGGUUGUUUCUAACAAGGGUGCGUCUUGGCUUAUUCGAGCGUGACUUGGCACAUAGAUUUAGUGUCUCUGUAAGUACCGUGUCUGAUGUUUUUAUUACUUGGGCAAACUACCUUUACAUAAUGUUGGGAAGUUUGCCUUUAUGGCCUUCAAGAGACAAAAUAAACCAACACUUGCCAGAUUCCUUUAAACGAAAGUAUGAAAACGUACGUGGAAUUCUUGAUUGCACAGAGCUGAAAUGUGAGUUGCCCAAGGAUUAUCAGAAGCACUCAGAAAUG